AUGGCACAAUCUUAUAGAAUUCAGGACAGCAGAAGUGGUAAGCGAAUUCAGCCACAAAGCAUACAAGACAAAAACACUGGAGUGGCACGAAAUCGUUUCAGUCGUAGAGGCGAUAGAAUUUCACGAACGACAAAUUCUAAACAUUCGGGUCGGAGCGACGUAAUCAGCUUCAGCGUUGAAGAAGCGGGAGAAACGUCGCUGAAUAGUAAUGAACCAGCACCUACGAUUGAGGAGGUAAUUGAGUCGAGUGACAGUGAAAAGGAGAAAAAUAAUGAACAAAUUCAACCUGAAAUUAUACCCAAAAUUUUGUGCAACCCAUCUACAUUGAUAUUGUUGGAUGAUGGGGAAACAUCGAUGAAUAAUGAAGAAUCAGCACCCUCUAUUGAAGCAAUUGAAUUGAGUGACAAUGAAGAGAAGAGCAAGUUCAACCCGAAAAUUCCAAUAACUCAUCUUCUCAAAAUGACACCCAGAAUGCGACACAACAUACGUCCUCAAACUGAAGAAGAACGCGAAUAUUCAUCACCACGUGAAGGAUUCACAAAAGAUACGAUUGUGAUUCGCUCUAGAUGCAGUCAUGGAAUGGAGAACGGGAUGUGCGUAUUAUACUGUGGACAUGCGGUUUGUGGAGACUGGAAGAUUAUACGAAAAAGAUAG
Molecule: messenger RNA, 654 nt
Organism: Ambispora leptoticha
Lineage: Eukaryota; Fungi; Glomeromycota; Glomeromycetes; Archaeosporales; Ambisporaceae
Source: the annotation of a GenBank genome assembly